UGCAGAGGGUUCACAAAAGCAACAAAAAUAAUAAAGGGAAAGGAUUGACAAAGCAGAGUGAAGCUUAGCCAUGGCGUCUCUGCUCAGUCUUUCUGCACCAAUUUCUCUUCAAUACAAGCUGAAUCGUUCAAUUUUAAGUGCCCUAUCUGCACAUACUCUAUCCAAAGUUUCCCAUGCUUAUACUGGAGAUGGGAGAUGUCGAAGGUUGAGUUUCAAGACAAAAGCUGCAGGUUCCGUUGAAGGAAAUGUACUCAACAAAGAACCAGCUAGUACCAGUGACAAGAUAGAUUAUGGAGUUGUUGGGAUGCACCAUGUCGGGAUUCUGUGUGAAAAUCUUGAAAGAUCCCUUGAAUUUUAUCAGAAUAUUUUAGGUCUUGAAAUAAAUGAGGCUAGGCCUCAUGAUAAGCUUCCAUAUAGAGGUGCUUGGUUGUGGGUAGGUUCUGAGAUGAUUCAUUUGAUGGAACUUCCGAAUCCAGACCCCUUAACCGGAAGACCCGAACAUGGAGGCCGUGACCGUCAUGCUUGUAUUUCGAUUCGAGAUGUAUCUAAGCUGCAAGCAAUCCUUGACAAAGCUGGCAUUCCCUACACUCUUAGCCGAUCUGGGAGGCCGGCAAUUUUUACACGAGAUCCAGAUGCAAAUGCUCUAGAGUUCACACAAGUUUGACGCCUGAGAUGUUUUAGCAUUCAAAACUGGAUUUCUUCAAAGAUAAUAUCCCAGGUCCCUUUUUCUCUCAGGAUCCAGAUCAUGCAUAUAAUAAUAGAAAAUGCCAAGGAUUUACAUUCUGAAUUAUAUUCUAAGACAGCUUAAUGAAUAGAAAAAUAUAUAUACUAGAGUUUGCCUUCUUUCAUGCAUACUAAAAGGGAUGUGCAAAAUCACAUUUUAUGUGCAAAUCUAAUUGUAUACAUCACCCUGUGCCCACAUUUUUUUUCUGUCUAUUCCUAUUUGAUUUCUUCGGUGCGGGGGAUGGAUGGAUGGAUGGUUGCUUCUUUUUCAUCUUGGAACAAUGUCUUGUAAGUUGCAACUUCCUCGAAAACGAACCAUGUCAUGGAACCUGCUUAAUAUAAUGUACUAGAUAAUGUCA
This is a messenger RNA of Hibiscus syriacus, 1082 nucleotides long. RefSeq lists its product as uncharacterized. Lineage: Eukaryota; Viridiplantae; Streptophyta; Magnoliopsida; Malvales; Malvaceae. The record is from RefSeq and is a predicted model, not a curated record. The transcript is spliced from 5 exons. Bases 71 to 664 code for a protein of 197 amino acids.